This is a messenger RNA of Hyposmocoma kahamanoa, 1418 nucleotides long. RefSeq names its product polymerase delta-interacting protein 2 (gene POLDIP2). NCBI's taxonomy places the organism in Eukaryota, Metazoa, Arthropoda, Insecta, Lepidoptera, Cosmopterigidae. Gene Ontology annotation, molecular function: DNA binding. Gene Ontology annotation, cellular component: mitochondrial nucleoid; nucleus. The record is from RefSeq and is a predicted model, not a curated record. Gene Ontology annotation, biological process: error-free translesion synthesis. The transcript has 6 exons. Bases 78 to 1112 code for a protein of 344 amino acids.
CGAGCCCCGAACGAACAUUAUUUUGUCAAACAAAAACAUCUCGCUAAAAAUACAAAAAAAUCUUUUAAAAUGUUAAAAUGGAGAUAUUGAUAAGGCGCGUUUCCCCUAAUACAAUUAGGUUAACAGCAUCUAGAAUAUUAUUAGCUCAUGUAGCUCAUUAUACUAGAUUAGCAGAAGUGGGAAAACUCGAACAGCCAAAAACAGCAGGCAAAUAUGACACUGGGCAGUUGAUAUUACACAAAGUGUUUGGAUAUAGAGGUGUAAUUCUUUUUCCCUGGUUGGCCCGAGUGUACGAUCGUGACGCUACUAAUAAGAAGGAAUCUACGGAUUCUAAAGGUGCUACAGAUACCUCAGGAGAUUCCCUGUCAAACGUCGGGAAGGAGGUCAAGGGUAGAACACAUACAUUUUACCAGGUCCUCAUAGAUACGCGAGAUGCCCCUUACAUACGAGCCCAAACUGAAGCUGUCACGUUUCUUGGCAACCAAGAGUCUAGUCGGAGUCUAUAUGCUAUCCCAGGUUUAGAUUAUGUAGCUCAUGACGACAUUCUGCCAUACACCUCUGUUGAGAGAGUGCCAUUGCAACAUGAGCUAUUUGACAAAUUCCUAAUGCAUAAUCCUGACAAAGAUCCACCGUUCAUAGCCCAAGAAACGUUACGAGCGUGGCAAAAGAAGAAUCAUCCUUGGUUAGAACUGAGUGAUGUUCAUCGCGAAACGACUGAGGGUGUACGUGUUACUGUUAUACCAUUUUAUAUGGGCAGUCGGGAGUCGCAGAACUCAGCUGUUUACUGGUGGCGAUAUUGUAUCAGAUUAGAAAAUCUUAGUGCGCAAGCGGUGCAACUUCGUGAGCGACAUUGGCGUAUAUUCUCACUUAGCGGGACGUUAGAGACGGUACGCGGUCGUGGUGUGGUCGGUCAAGAACCAGUGCUGGCCCGUCACUCUCCUGCCUUUCAGUACAGCAGUCAUGUUAGUUUGCAAGCGCCAAGUGGACAUAUGUGGGGAACGUUCAGAAUGGAGCGCGAAGACGGGUACACGUUCGACUGUCGCAUCCCGCCCUUCUCGCUGGAGAGCAAGCCCGACGACGCGUCGCCCACUGCGCCUGCGCAGGGAACAUGACCAACAUAGUCAAUAUUCUACGCUUCUUUGUAUAGGUACCGAAUUCGAACUUCAAUUGUGACGUCAUAUUUUUUGUGACAAGGUGUACUGGAAUACAUCGUUGCAAAUUUUUGUCUUGUUUUUGAGGCAAUGUUAUUUCUUAUCUUAAAAAUGUCGCCAAUAAUUCUUGAAACAUUUUUGAUCUUUGUAUGUUGUAAAUCUCAAAGAGAUUUCAUCAUAGUUCUGCAACUAAUUAAGUCAAUUUGUGCAUAAUAAUUUGUGUCAUGCCAUACAGCCACGCCACCUUUUUUUUCAUUACGAUAUUAC